Penicillium arizonense is the source of this 2502-nucleotide messenger RNA. RefSeq lists its product as uncharacterized. The record is from RefSeq and is a predicted model, not a curated record. The transcript has a single exon. Lineage: Eukaryota; Fungi; Ascomycota; Eurotiomycetes; Eurotiales; Aspergillaceae. The coding region runs from base 1 to 2502 and encodes 833 amino acids.
AUGCGCCCGGCGCUUCUGCGACUGUUGAAGAGGCCGUCCGCCGUCUCGAUCCUUGAUACCCUCACAGCAACGCCGAUCGGAAUCGAGCAAUUAGAGUCCAGAUACAGGUGUUUACGAUGCCAUUCACAAGACGCCAAACCAGCACCACUCGACGAACCCGAUAAUAAUCCUACCCGAACUAAGCUUGACGACUCAUGCCGAGGGAAACGGCCAUUCAGCUUUGCGAUCUACGACAUUGAGUCUCUGGGCGAAGAAACCUCUGAACAUAUAUCCGUUGCGCCGAGCAAAGCGCCCAAAAAUCCGCUAUGCCCUACCAAAACUCUAUCACUUCGGCCGGAAAAGCUUGAAUUCGAAUCAGACGUUGGACACCUCGACAGCAUUGGAACGCGAUUAGUGGACCACCCGGGCUCUCGAGAUAAUUUUGAUCUAUGGGAAGAACUUCUUCGAUACCGCCAGCGUCACUAUGGUGACAAUGGCACGUUACAAAUAUGGGAAGGGUUGACAGUCCGAUUGGACGGGGUUCGACUGCCGGUCACAGGAGAACAGGCGGACUUCUUCUGGCAGAGCUUUGUGGACCUGGGACUGAGGCGGGAACUUUAUCUUGACAGUUUGCUUGAAUAUGCCGUCAAUCUGUGGAAGCGACAAGGCGAUCGAUGGCCGCAGUUAUAUGUGAGGAUCGUGGGUGGGCUUCUGGACCAAGGCAUGCCGAAACGUGCGCUUGAAUAUCAUAAAAGGCUGCAAAAAUCCCAGAUUGCUGGCGCAAGUGAUAUUAUGCAGAUUCUUCCAUCGGCGAUUCGUCUAUCGUCUCUUCCAGCUGGCAUGGAGGUGGCAACUACCACGGAUCCACAGGAGUUCUCCUUGACACCUGGUUUAGAGGCGUUCCAGGCAAUUUGCUCCGCAACCACUGACCACAAAAUAUAUGGCCCGGCCAUUGCGAUGCUUAUACGGCAAGGCCAAGGAGAGGGCGCAAUCUCCAUGCAUCAUUUCCUCGCUCGGCGCCAGGAUCAUCCACAAAGUCCCGAUGAAAUACAGCCAUUGCUUGAGUUUGUGGAGAAAUUUGGACGACGGAAAGAGUUUAAUAGGCUUCGUGGCUAUGUUAAAAAGCGGUUUGAUACUGAAGCUUCGAUUGAUCAGCCCGGCCCAAUAGAUCCAACCCCGAAAGCCGAAAAAAGCACAAAAGACGGAAGGCCAUUCAAAGACGACAUCGGUGCGAAGAUGUUCGCUACCCGUGCUCUCAAUUUCGACAUGGUUCUCGGUGGACUCAAGAUGCUCGGAGUAUCAGAAAUUGGCCCACGCACGCUGCGAGAGAUGGCCAUCAGAGCUCAUGGCAACCAGGACAUUCUGGAGAAGCUCAAAAUUCUCAAACAAUCUGGCAUUUCUGUGGGAGAUUCCAUAUUUGCGCGCUUGCUUCAGAAACUCGCAGCGCAAAACCGUGACAUCCUCCUUUCAGAUAUCCUCCGCAGCGACCAACACCCGGAUGUUCUCGAAGAUGUGCGCAUGCAGGAGACAAUGUUAGUAUCCUACUACAUGGCUCGGGAUUGGCGACUAUAUAAUAUGACACUGGCAAUUUUGACGGAACUGCACCCUGAGGCGCCUGAUCUCUUCGACAUCCAUUUCCGAAAGCACAUCGCAGCCUGGGAAUUAAGUGCGGCAGCCAAGGUCACCGACGAGCUAGCACUAAAUGGCCGGAGUUUAAGUGAAGACAGCGUGGACUUUAUGGCUGAGCAGGUUCUCACCCCACGCCGAAUGAACCACCGUCCGCCUCCGGGCCAGCGCCUCUCCGCGGUUGACGAGGUCCUUUUCAUCUUCAAGAUUUUGAAGCGUGUGGUUCCAGCAGGAGGGUAUGUCAGUGCUGCAUUUUGGGUGGAGAUGCUUAAGCGACUCGGCAUGGCAAAUGCGUGGGCAGACUGGGACAAGCUCCGAGAUUGCUGCCAGUGGCUCGUCUGCCAAUAUGUCGGGACCACCAAACAGACUCCCUGGGCACAAGCCCCCUCCACUGGAUCUCCGCUUGACUCUACAAAACUGGCAAAUGGUCGCGAUCGACGGAUGCUCGAUUUGGUCUUCACACCCCAGAUGCAAGCUGCCAUUGUCUCCUGGGGAUUCAUGUUUCGAGUGCUCGACACAACCGCGUCAAGAUUCACCGUUUCCCAUCCUACGACGAAUGAGAAACUCAUUCCAUGGGUCCGGGGCCUCAUUCUUCUUCGGGAAUUGGAAGCGUCAGGUCUUCGCCUUGAUAAACGCUUGAUCUCACAAGCAGUCCGACACCGAAUGGCCAUGCUCUACAGCCACCACGUCCUUUCAGCACGGCGCAUGAACCGCAUGCUGCGGCGGCGAAAUCCCUAUCCACUACAAAAAGUCCUGGACGACGUCUUCUGCGCUUGGGGCGACCCAACUCUUUUCGAUGGAAUGGAGAAAGAUUGGGAGCGACUGGUAAAUCCGCCACGAUCACCUCGGGCCAAGCGACGUGCUCCUGGUAUACGUUUGUCCCUGAAAGGGCUAUGA